This is a messenger RNA of Myotis lucifugus (little brown bat), 1488 nucleotides long. Its product is annotated as disintegrin and metalloproteinase domain-containing protein 21-like. Gene Ontology annotation, biological process: male gonad development; proteolysis. Gene Ontology annotation, molecular function: metalloendopeptidase activity. Lineage: Eukaryota; Metazoa; Chordata; Mammalia; Chiroptera; Vespertilionidae. The record is from RefSeq and is a predicted model, not a curated record. The transcript is spliced from 2 exons. The coding region runs from base 1 to 1488 and encodes 495 amino acids. Gene Ontology annotation, cellular component: sperm head plasma membrane; plasma membrane; external side of plasma membrane.
AUGAGGUUGGCAGGGGGCCCCGUCACCCUGAGGACGCCCCUCUUGCUGCUUGGGCUCUGGGUGGUGCUGGCUCCCACCCAGUGUUCUCAAGGUCGCCCCUCCUGGCGCUACAUCUCCUCCGAGGUGGUGAUUCCCACGAAGGAGCUGCACCACAGCAAAGCCGUGCGGGCAGCAGGCUGGCUCUCCUACAGCCUGAGGUUUGGGGGCCAGAGACACGUCCUCCACAUGCGGCGCAAGAGACUCUUUUGGCCUGGACAGCUGACAUUAUUUACUGUAUCAAUUAUAGCCUCCAACCAAAUAGGGACCACUUUUGGUCUGUGGUUAGAUACGGUGGAGUGUGUUUGCCAGAGAAGGGCCACCUGCAUCAUGUACAGAUACCCUGUGUUGACAGAUUCAUUCAGUAACUGUUCUUUUCAACACACAGCACACGUACUUAAUAAUAAUAUACAACUCUGCCUCUUCCAAGAAAGAGGGCAGCUGGUGUAUUCAAACAGUAGCCUGACAACCAUUCGAUGUGGAAACUCUGUGGUGGAAAACGGAGAGCAGUGUGACUGUGGGACCUUCAAGCAGUGUUACAGCAACACGUGCUGCGAAAGUGACUGCCGCUUUUCACCCGGGAGCAUUUGUAACAGAGAAACGUGCUGCACAAACUGCACCCAAGCACCUGCAGGGACGCUCUGCAGGCCGAUCCAGAACAUCUGUGACCUUCCGGAGUACUGCAUGGGGAAGGACACGAAUUGCCCCAGUGACUUUUAUCUGCAAGAUGGAACCCCGUGCACUGAGGACGGCUACUGCUAUGAGGGCAAUUGUACCGACCGCAGUAUGCACUGCAAGGAGAUCUUUGGGGAGGGGGCGCUGAGCGCGCCAGACGUCUGCUACAGCAUCAAUAAAAAGGGCCACCGAUUUGGACACUGUAAAGUUACGAUUGGAUUCGCGCCACAACGUUGUGCGGACGCUGACGUUAUGUGUGGACGCCUACAGUGUGUCAACGUCACUCAUCUGCCUCGGUUGCAGGAACACGUGGGCUUCCAUCACUCAAUCAUCGGGGAGUCCUUGUGUUUUGGGGUGGGUGCACACCGUGGCACAGAAAGCACUGAUGUUGGUGCUGUGAGAUCUGGUACUCCCUGCGGCGGUGGAAAGUUUUGUCUGAAAGGCUUCUGCAAUGCUACCUUGGCGGCCAUAGACUACAACUGUCCCCCUUCGAAAUGCAACUACAGGGGCGUGUGCAACAAUAACAGGAACUGCCAUUGCCAUGUAGGCUGGGACCCUCCCCUGUGCAUUAACAGUGGUGCGGGAGGGAGUGUGGACAGCGGACCCGCUCCAAGAAGAAGGCGGUCAGUGAGGGCAGGUGGUAUGUCACUGGUGUAUUUGAGAGUCGUUUUUGGUCGCUCGCUUGCCCUCAUAGCGGCACUCCUCUUCGGCGUAGCCAUGAAUGUGAGAACUAUCCAGACCACUACAGUCACUGAAGUGAAAGUUCGUGGAAAGUAA